This is a messenger RNA of Anopheles marshallii, 2406 nucleotides long. RefSeq names its product BTB/POZ domain-containing protein 6-B (gene lute). The record is from RefSeq and is a predicted model, not a curated record. NCBI's taxonomy places the organism in Eukaryota, Metazoa, Arthropoda, Insecta, Diptera, Culicidae. Bases 1 to 2406 code for a protein of 801 amino acids. Gene Ontology annotation, molecular function: protein binding. Gene Ontology annotation, biological process: neurogenesis. Gene Ontology annotation, cellular component: cytosol. The transcript is spliced from 5 exons.
AUGGUGGACGUGGUAGGGAUGGUAGUGCCGCAGGACGAAUCACUAGUCGAUCACUUCGGUCGGCAGGUGCUGCAUUGGAUCGUCGGCUACUCGACCGCCUGGUACGCAACGCUCAGCCAUUGCGAUUUGGUCGAUAACUUCAAGAAGGUGGACACCGGUGCGAAGAUAUUGCUGCAGGGUCUCGGCGUUAAGACGGGCCACCACGGCGAAGACGACGACGACGACGAGGACGACGAGGAGUGCGAGGAAGGGGAAGAACCGACCCGGGAAGGGAACGGACAACCGGACCGGGCGGGUGUACGGCAACGGCGCCGUUUACGGCGGGCAGCUGCCCGCGGAUUCGUCAAUCGAUAUCAUCCGCUGGUCGAGUACGGUGAGCGGAACUUUGAGAACCUAAUGCUGGCCGACCUGAUGGAAAACUGCGAACGUGGAAUACCAAUUGAGAUGUUCAAUGUGUUGGCCCCGUUCCAUCAGAACAGUGCUGCCGCUGGUGCCGGUGUUGCUGCCACCAGUGCGGGUGGCCAAAACGUGCGGCUAGAGAACAUGCAGGUGACGCAACCCUGCAGUGGACCGUCCUCGCCAACCAUCGCAUCACCCGGUGCCCUCAGCUCCACCUCGUUCUGUCUGACCGGUGGUGGUGGGAUUGGGACCGGAGUUCACGGCACCAUCGGAUGCAGCGUCAUCUCGAGCACAACAGCUGCCGAUACGGCCGACCCAAACUGGCAGGCGAACAAAUCGACCGUACGCGAACGGAAUGCCGCCAUGUUCAACAAUGAUCUGAUGGCUGACAUCCGGUUCAUCGUCGGUUCUGACGAACAAGUGCAAACGAUUCCAGCCCACAAGUAUGUACUAGCGACGGGAAGUUCCGUUUUCUACGCCAUGUUCUAUGGUGGGUUGGCCGAAAAUAAGCAGGAGAUCAAGGUACCGGAUGUGGAACCGGGGGCGUUCCUAACGAUGCUGAAGUAUCUGUACUGUGAUGAGAUUCAGCUUGAAGCGGACAACGUGCUGGCGACGCUGUACGUCGCAAAGAAGUACAUCGUACCGCAUCUGGCACGGGCGUGCGUCAACUAUCUGGAAACUAGUCUUACGGCGAAAAACGCUUGCCUGCUGUUGAGUCAGUCGCGCUUGUUCGAAGAGCCGGAGCUGAUGCAGCGCUGCUGGGAGGUGAUCGAUGCGCAGGCGGAAAUGGCCAUCAAAUCAGACGGUUUUGUCGACAUCGAUCUGAAAACGUUCGAAACGAUCCUAGCGCGGGAAACGCUCAACUGCAAGGAGAUACAUCUGUUCGAGGCGGCACUCAGCUGGGCACACGCGGCCUGUACCAAAAUGGACAUCGAACCGACCUCGUCCAACAAGCGGCAACUGCUCGGCCAAGCCCUGUACCUGAUACGCAUCCCGACGAUGACGCUCGAAGAGUUUGCCAACCGGGUGGCGCAGCUUGGCAUACUCACCAACCAGGAGACAAUCGACAUUUUUCUUAACUUUACCGCCAAGAACAAGCCGAAGCUUACGUUCCCGGUGAAGGCACGGGCCGGCUUAAAGACGCAGGUGUGCCAUCGGUUCGCGUCCUGUGCGUACCGUAGCAACCAGUGGCGCUAUCGGGGCCGGUGCGAUUCGAUACAGUUUUCCGUCGAUAAGCGCAUAUUUAUAGUGGGCUUCGGACUGUACGGUUCGUCAACCGGGGCAGCUGAUUACGAUGUAAAGAUCGAACUGAAGCGGCUCGGUCGCGUGUUGGCGGAGAACAGUACGAAAUUCUUUUCGGACGGUUCGAGCAAUACGUUCCAGGUGUUUUUCGAAACGCCGAUACAGAUCGAACCGGAGUGUUUCUACACUGCCUCGGUCGUGCUGGACGGGACGGAGCUUAGCUUCUUCGGUCAGGAGGGUAUGAGCGAGGUGAGCGUCGGUACGGUUACGUUCCAGUUUCAAUGCUCGUCCGAGAGUACAAAUGGAACUGGCGUCCAGGGUGGCCAGAUACCGGAGCUGAUCUUUUACGGACCGAUGGGUGUUAGUCAGCAGCACAGCAUCUUAUCUGCCAGUGCCAGUAACAACACGAUCAACAAUAAUCACACGAGUUCGAGUGGCCAUUCGCCCGGUAAGGAUAGUUUGAUCGGCAAGCAGGCUAGUAACAAUGCCGGAGGUGGCAAUAGCGUUCCAUCGACAACGACAUCGUCCUCUUCCACUUCUGCCCAUGGUGGAGGAAGCGGACUACUGUUGAUGGGUGCAGGUAGUAGCAGCUCACCACCAGCCAAUGCGAAUGGUGACCGAUCAAACGUCACUCCGUAUGGGAAUGGGGGCGAUAAUGAUGGUGCGACAGCAGCCAAUCAUGGUGUAGUCUUGCCAAACUGGCUGCAACCAUCGGUUGGUGCGGUGCAACAGUUACUGGCCAACAAUGGUGAAUCAGCUGAAUGA